CUUCCUGCUUCUGGUUGUAAACAGAAAGGAUUUGCAGCUGGCUGUGGUGGUCCACACUGCACAGGCCGGUCAUCCACACUUUUACAGUAGCUGUAUGUAAUUACAAUACAAUAUAUGAUAGAAUCUCCAAGACUUGAAAAGAGGGACAGAUGAAGGUGGAACAGAUCUAUAAAUUGGAGUAGCAGAGUUUGGUGGCGGCAGCAUGGCCAGUGGACAGCUGUCUAGAGAAGAGGCGUUGGCGUGUGUGGGGUGCAGACAUGCGUGUCACAUAUUGCUCUAUGCAGACACAGAAGCUCAGCUGUUCGAAGAAAUCCCCAUCAGACACAUUGUACUGAUGCAGAUGCGUUUUGAUGGUCUGUUGGGUUUCCCUGGCGGUCUCGUUGAGCCGUCCGAAGAAUCCCUAGAGGAGGGCCUGAGCAGGGAACUGUGGGAGGAGCUGGGCUUCUCACUGUCAGUCACCGUGGAGGACCAUGUGUCUUCCUGCCACAACCCUUCCUCCUCUUCCUCUCACCCCAUUACUCACUUCUAUGCCCGGAGAAUGGAAGAGAAAGAGAUCAGGGAGGUUGAAAAGGCAGCUGCUAGCACAGCAACAGACCAUGGCCAUGAGGUGAUGGGGAUGGUCCGAGUUCCUCUCUACACACUAAAGGGAGGAGGAGGAGGGCUCCCCUCAUUCUUGUCCCACUCCUUUAUUGGGAACUCUCGCUCUCAGCUGGAGGACGCUCUAGUGCGCUUCGGCCUGGUGACACCCGAGGAGCUACAGACAGCACUCAAACACGCAGCGCAGAGGAGAAAACAAUCUUAGGGGGGGCAGCCUAAUCUCACACACAAUGUAAGAAAUUACAUUAAAUAUGACUAUUUCCUGUUAGUAUGUUACACACAGUUCUGUAUUAUUAAAUUGUAUAGCUUAAUCUAUA
Molecule: messenger RNA, 914 nt
Organism: Salmo salar (Atlantic salmon)
Lineage: Eukaryota; Metazoa; Chordata; Actinopteri; Salmoniformes; Salmonidae
Product: U8 snoRNA-decapping enzyme
Biological process (GO): sno(s)RNA catabolic process; mRNA catabolic process
Cellular component (GO): nucleus
Molecular function (GO): snoRNA binding; phosphodiesterase decapping endonuclease activity
Source: RefSeq, a predicted model, not a curated record